GUGGCCUUGUUAACAUCAGCGGUGAGGGGGAGAGUGGAGAAAGAGCUGUCUCCAGAGUGCAGGGAAUUCCUCUACAUGGGGACCCCGCCGACAGGGCUGGGGCACCACGCCCUGCAGUUCAUUUGUCAACGUUACAACAAGAGGGCCCGCUACGUGACGCUGUACAACACCGUGGACCGUAUACCUGUCUACUCGGCCUACACCUUCAAACGCUCCGAGGGGGAGAGGUGCCUCGAUGUGCCUUGGAUGUAUGAACCUCAGCUAUCCACAUCCUCUGACACCGAUGAGAUGCAGCCCUUCCCGCGUGGUUACAUCCACAAGAAUUUUGAAGAUGCCCAAGCCGUCCUGGACGACUACUCGAACGCCGUCCUCUACGAACGUGGCAGCCUCAACCCGGACGAGCAUCAGGGCGAGCCCGACGACAAGGCCGCCACCUACACCCUGACCAACGUGGUACCCAUGAUGCCCGGCUUCCACAAAACAGUCUGGAGCAAACGGGAGCAUGUCGUCCGCAAACGGCUGAACAACUACUGCCGGGGCCGAGCUUACGUCGUCACGGGGGUCACCACGUCGGGGAAGAUGAUCCGCCGGGAAAACAUCAACCGCAUCGCAGUGCCAACGUACCUGUGGUCGGCGUACUGCUGUGUUGACUUCGACCACAACGCUCCUUAUGCUGAGCGCUACAAGUUCCCGUCUUUUGCCCACUACGGCCUCAACGAGGAGAACAACGAGGUGGUGGAAAUGUCCGUCCAGAAGCUGAAGGAGUUCCUCCAGAGGACCACCUUCGUAGACCAGAACUUUCAGAUCUUUGUCGGUGACUGUGACCCAGCCACACAGGUUAAGCUGUAAUGCUGGUGUUUGGCCUAAUUAUCUUUAUUUAUCCCCAUGUUUACAAGAACCUGGUUUGUCUAAUCAGCAAUAAUAAACCUU
Platichthys flesus (European flounder) is the source of this 930-nucleotide messenger RNA. RefSeq lists its product as uncharacterized. Lineage: Eukaryota; Metazoa; Chordata; Actinopteri; Pleuronectiformes; Pleuronectidae. The record is from RefSeq and is a predicted model, not a curated record. The coding region runs from base 76 to 849 and encodes 257 amino acids. Gene Ontology annotation, molecular function: nucleic acid binding; hydrolase activity; metal ion binding. The transcript is spliced from 2 exons.